This is a messenger RNA of Mya arenaria, 1937 nucleotides long. RefSeq names its product endoglucanase E-4-like. Lineage: Eukaryota; Metazoa; Mollusca; Bivalvia; Myida; Myidae. The record is from RefSeq and is a predicted model, not a curated record. The transcript is spliced from 13 exons. Gene Ontology annotation, molecular function: polysaccharide binding; hydrolase activity, hydrolyzing O-glycosyl compounds. Bases 105 to 1847 code for a protein of 580 amino acids. Gene Ontology annotation, biological process: carbohydrate metabolic process.
ACAGCCAAUGCAAUUUAGAUUGCACAUUAUUAUAAAACCAGACUUGCCCAUUUGUAUGUUAUAUUCAAUUUCACAGUCGCUCUGUUAGUUAUUCUUUCUGCAGAAUGUUGUGGUUGAUGCUUUGCACGUUGGUUGCCUGGCAAGGGAGUUGUUAUGGAGGAACGCAGGUGACGAUGAACCUUCUACAACAUUGGGAUACAAACUGGGAGGGGCAGUUUUCCGUUCCCCUGACGUCGAAUGUGCUGGGAUGGGAAUUGAAAAUACAUUUCAGUACCCCUGUAUCAGGCAUACAGGAAUGGGACGGCACAUGGGUCCAGCAAGGCGGAGACAGUGGUCUAGACUACAUCCUCCUCAACAAGGUUGAUAAGGGUUACCAUGCCGCCGGAAGCACCUUGACGAUUAGGAUGAUGGGAAAAUUCAGCGGAAGUACCCCACCGUCCGCUACAGCUGAGUUUAUCGACCUCACCUCAGACACGCAGACGGUCCCGCCGAUUGUUAUUCCUAACAAUCAAGAACAGACCAAAUACAACUACGAAGAAGUUCUUGUGAAGUCGGUACUAUUUUAUGAGGCGCAGCGUUCAGGUAAACUGCCGUCUAAUAACCGCAUACCCUGGCGCGGCGAUUCAGCCCUAAACGAUACCGGGAGUAAUGGCGAAGAUUUGACCGGAGGAUACUAUGACGCUGGUGACCAUGUAAAGUUCAACUUCCCCAUGGCUUAUACAACAACAAUGCUGGCUUGGGGUUAUCUUGAGUGGAAGGACGCGUACACGUUGUCUGGGCAACAUCAGCAGGUGCUUGAUGCGAUAAAAUGGCCGCUGGACUACUUUCUGAAGUGUCACGUGGCGCCGCAUGAGCUGUAUGUACAGGUCGGAGACGGGGGCCCAGAUCACGGAUUCUGGGGCCGUCCUGAAGAUAUGACUAUGGCUCGACCAGCCUUCAAAAUCACCGAAACUAAACCCGGAAGUGAUGUAGCGGGCGAAACGGCGGCGGCUAUGGCAGCCGGAUACCUUGUCUUUAAACACAUAAAUGCGACUUAUGCAAAUACCUUGUUGACACAUUCCCGACAACUGUACGACUUUGCCAAGAACUUUCUGGGAAAAUAUAGCGACAGUGUCAACCAGGCUGCUGCCUAUUACAGAUCCGAUAGUUACCAAGAUGAGCUGGCCUGGGCAGCCAUGUGGCUGUAUCAAGCGACAGGUGAGGCAAAAUACUUGACGAACGCUGAGCAGGACAGAGUUACCGGUGCUGCAUGGGGAGACUCCUGGGACGAUAAAACAACAUACACUGAUAUAUUGCUGUACAAGUUCACCCACAAGGACGAAUACAAGACCGAUAUUGAGGCGACGUUCACUGACUGGAUGCCAGGCGGUACUCUCCCUUAUACACCCGGUGGAAUGGCUUAUAGGCUACAAUGGGGAGCUCUCAGAUAUACUGUUAACAUGGCGACCGCCGCACUAAUGGCAGCGGAUACGGGUCUCCAUCCUCAACAGUACCGAUGUUGGGCCCUCAGCCAGAUAAACUACGCCUUAGGGGAUAAUCCAACAAACCGCAGCUAUGUCGUAGGCUUCGGUAACAACGCGCCUAAACGUCCACAUCAUAGAUCAAGCUCUUGCCCAAGCAUGCCAGCCCCUUGUGGAUGGGACGAGCAAAAGAACCCAGGCCCAAAUCCCCACGUUUUGUACGGCGCACUUGUUGGUGGACCAGGGGCAGACGACAGCUACAAAGAUGACAGGAUGGACUACGUGAAGAAUGAGGUGGCCUGUGAUUACAAUGCUGCUUGGCAGUCUGGCAUUGCCGGAUUGAUACACUUAGCCGUUCAGCACCAGUUCCCAAAUAGCUGCAAUUAGGAAAAUCGUCCAUUUCCCCUGCUGUCAUGUUAUGUUUAACACAUAGAUGAUUGUAAAAAUGAUAAUAAAAACGAACACCAACUCCCUCUA